AUGUUUAAUAAUGCUGGUAUUAUGCAUCCUCAAGAUGAUAACGCUUUGAAUACAGAAGAACGUAUUUGGGACUUGACCAUGAACAUUAAUGUGAAGGGUGUUUGGUAUGGCUCUAAAUACGCUAUUCUCGCGAUGCGUAAAAGUGGUGGCGGCUCUGUGAUCAAUACAGCAAGUUUUGUGGCUCUGAUGGGUGCUGCUACACCUCAAUUAGCAUACACUGCUUCUAAGGGUGCUGUCUUGGCCAUGACUCGAGAACUUGCUAUGGUUCAUGCCCGUGAAAAUAUUCGUUUCAAUUCUCUUUGUCCUGGUCCUAUUCGUACUCCUUUAUUAAUGGACUUUUUAAAUACUGAAGAAAAGAAGCAACGCCGCCUCGUUCAUGUACCUCAAGGAAGAUUCGGUGAGGCUAUUGAACAAGCUUAUGGUGCACUCUUUUUAGCUUCGGAUGAAAGUUCAUUUGUUACAGGUACUGAUUUCAGAGUGGAUGGUGGUUUAGCUUCUGCUUAUGUGACACCUGAAGGUGAACCUCAAGGUGCUAUCUUGAGAUUAAAUCAAGCGUUUGUCGAUUACUUGAAUGAGGAAGGCAUUUAUUUACCUGAAGAUGGACAACCUGUAGCAGCUAGUAUUGAAGAUUAUGAUAGUGAUCCUGAAUUCUCUAACGAUGCUGAAGACAAGACACCUCAUUUUCCUCAAGUUGAAAGAGAGAUCAAAGAAGCCAUUUAUGAGUUUGAUGGUGCUGUAUUUCCUAAACUCAAUUGGACAUCACCUCGAGACGCAGCUUGGAUCUCAGCGACACAGACAUUGAAAUGUACUUCACCAUUUGAUGUGUUUCUAUUACUUAAAUCGUCUGAUUUCAUUAAUCAUGACUUGAAUCAUGCCUAUGAGGAUUGUACUGAUGAGCAAGACAAACAAACAGAAUUUGAUCUUGUAUUAAGAAAAUGGUAUGAUCUACAACCCUCCAUGGAAUUCAGAUGCUUUGUUAAAGAUCAGGAAAUCAUUGGUAUCUCUCAACGCGAUAUGAAUUUCUACCCUUUCUUGUUGGAUAUACAACAAGAUAUUGAACAACAAGUGUAUCAAUUCUUUGAAGGAGUGAUUCAUGAUGCAUUUGAUAGUAUUCAUUAUGUAUUUGAUGUCUAUAUUCAACGUUCAAACAACAAAGUCUAUCUGGUAGAUUUUAAUCCAUUUAGUCCUUCAACAGAUGCUUUGCUUUAUGAUUGGAAUGAACUCAUGUCAUUUGAUUUAGAUACAACACAGCCUGAAAUUAGAUUGAUAGAAAACCAAGCUCAAGCAGAUGUUCUUUCUUGCCAUGCACCUAAAUUUGCAACAAACAUGGUACCCAAGGAUGUCAUUGACUUGUCCUCUGGUAAAUCCAUUGCAGAAUUUGCAGAAGAAUUUGAAAAGGCCAUGAAAAAGACAGAGCAAGAUGGCAAUGAUGAUGAUAGUGAAUAA
Gilbertella persicaria is the source of this 1446-nucleotide messenger RNA. Its product is annotated as D123-domain-containing protein. The transcript has 11 exons. Bases 1 to 1446 code for a protein of 481 amino acids. Gene Ontology annotation, cellular component: cytoplasm. Lineage: Eukaryota; Fungi; Mucoromycota; Mucoromycetes; Mucorales; Choanephoraceae. The record is from RefSeq and is a predicted model, not a curated record.